AUGGCCCAAGCUCAUGCAACAACAAACAAUAUAUGGUGUCCUUGUCGUACCUGUCGUAAUAACUUUUUCCAUCCGAUUGACUUGGUGGAAAGACACUUGUUCACCAUAGGAAUUGAUGAAAACUACACUGAAUGGAUUUUUCAUGGUGAGGAAGAAUCCUGGGAUGCUAAUGAGUUUGAUGAUGAUGUCAAUGAAGUGCAAAGGGACGAGUAUGUUGAUGACAUGGAUGAGAUGUUAGAUGACAUUAGACUUGGAUCAUUUCCAAAUGUGGAGCCAAUAGAACCUCGUACCAGUGAAGGUCCCACCUAUGUAGAGCCUAGACCAAAAAUUUUUGAUCAAUUAUUGGAAGAUGCCAGACGUCCACUCUAUCCAAGAUGUGCUAACUUCUCAAAGUUAUCAUUCAUUGUGAAGUUGUUGCAUAUAAGGACGAUUGGAGGGUGGAGUGUUAAAUCAUUUGACAUGCUACUAAAGUUGUUGAAAGAUUCGUUCUCGGAUGCACUUUUGCCUGACUCAUACCGCGAGUCACGACGGAUGGAGCGGGCCCUUGGUUUUGGUUAUAUGAAGAUUGAUGUAUGUCCAAAUGAUUGUAUACUAUACUGGAAGGAAAAUGCUGACAAGCAUGAUUGUCCCAAAUGUGGUAUGUCAAGAUGGAUAACACCCACAAUUAAACAAAAAAAAAUCCCACACAAAGUACUUCGAUAUUUUCCGUUAAAACCAAGGUUGAAGAGGUUGUUUAUGUCGAAAAAAACAGCAGUAUCCAUGAGGUGGCACAAAGAACAUCGUGUUGACGAUUCGAAUGUGAUGAGGCAUCCACGUGACUCAGUAGGGUGGAAGGACUUUGAUCAAGAGCAUAUCUCAUUUGCGAGUGAUGCGAGAAACAUGCGCCUUGGUCUAGCCAGUAAUGGGUUCAACCCUUUUAAUAAUAUGAGUAAACCUUAUAGUGUAUGGCCAGUAAUACUUGUUCCUUACAACCUACCACCGUGGUUGUGCAUGAAAGACCAUUUCUUCAUGAUGUCUCUUUUAAUUCCUGGACCAAAGGCGCCGGGCAACGAGAUUGAUGUGUAUUUGCGGCCUCUUAUUGAUGAAUUGGUUGAUUUGUGGGAAAAUGGUGUUGAUACGUAUGAUGCAUCAACAAAACAAAUGUUUCAAUUACAUGCAGCUUUCUUGUGGACGAUUAAUGACUUUCCUGCAUAUGGAAAUCUAUCUGGCUGGAGCACGAAGGGAAAAUUGGCAUGCCCUACUUGUAAUGGUGACACAGACUCUUUGUGGUUGAAAUAUGGUCGAAAGCAUUGUUACAUGGGUCAUCGUCGUUUCCUAUCUCCAGAACAUAGUUGGAGGAGGAAAAAGGCUAAUUUCAAUGGUAAUAAUGAUCACCGCAUGCCACCUUGUGAAUUAUCUGGCCACGAUGUCCUGGAUCAACUAAAUAAUGUUGGAGAUAUAUUAUUUGGCAAAGGUGGAAGGAAGAGAAAGCGACGACCUGAUGAACUUAAUUGGACAAAAACAAGUAUCUUUUUCCAAUUACCUUACUGGUCAACAUUGAAACUUCGACAUAACCUUGACGUCAUGCAUAUUGAGAAGAACAUCUGUGACAACGUCUUGGGAACUUUGAUGAGUAUUCCAGGCAAAACAAAAGAUUCAAUUAAUGCACGCAGGGACUUGAUGAUUCUUGGUAUAAAGAAGGAAUUACAUUUACAAGAACAUGGACAACGUCUUGUUAUGCCACCUGCAUGUUACACAUUACAAGGAGAUGAGAGGAGAAGCUUUUGCGAGUGGUUACAAGCUGUGAAAUUCCCAGAUGGAUUUGCUGGGAAUGUUGCUCGAUGUGUUACAUUAAAUGGUUGUAAAAUAUCAAGAAUGAAGAGUCAUGACUGUCAUAUUUUCUUACAAAGACUAUUUCUUGUUGCUAUUGCCGAGUACCUAAGACCUGACAUUCGCUUGGCUUUGACUGAGUUAAGCACAUUUUUCAGACAGUUGUGCACACGCACAUUGUCUAUAGAUGUCUUGAACCGUCUUGAGAUUGAUAUUCCAAUCAUCCUUUGCAAACUUGAAAUGAUACUCCCUCCUGCAUUCUUUGAUGUAAUGGUGCACCUAGUUAUUCAUCUACCACGUGAGGCAUUGUAUGGAGGGCCUGUACAGUAUAGGUGGAUGUAUCCAUUUGAAAGGUAUUUAGGAAAAUUUAAGUGUUAUGUCCGAAACAAAGCCCGUGCUGAAGGCUCGAUUGCUGAGGCAUACAUUCACAUAGAAUGCUUGACAUUUUGCUCGAUGUAUCUCCAUGAUAUCGAGACUAGAUUUGAUCGAGAAGAAAUAAAUGUAGAUGUUUGUGAAGGACGUCAACAAUCUGAAUUUUCGAUAUUCACACAAAAGAUUAGGCAACUACGUAAUUCUAGUCCCGAAGAGGUGUCCGAUGAUCUGUACGCGCUAGCAUGUGGACCUGACCCAUGGGUUUCAUCAUAUACUGGUUGCAUUAUGAAUGGAACUAGGUUCCACACAGCACAACGUGAAGAACAUCGUCUUACACAAAACAGUGUUGUGCUUGUUCUUGGGGACCAUCAAGGAGUUCGUGUUGGUAAUCACUUUACAAGUGUCGACUCAACUAGGAAAUCUUACAAGGAAGAGCCUUUUGUACUUGCAUGUCAAGCGUCACAAGUAUUUUAUCUCAAAGAUACGAGUUUAGGGAGAAAUUGGCUAGUAGUACAGAAGGUAACCACUAGGAAUGUUUAUGACAUUCCCAGCACAACAGUUGGGGAUGAGGAUGAGGAUCACUUGAUUGAGGAUGAAGCAUACCAGGAUGAAGAAUUUUCUCCACCAGCCCAUUUUGUAAUGGAAGAUGAUACAUGUUUAGAUAUGCCUUUGCAUCGAAUCGAUAUAGACCCGAUUUUAGUUGAUGAUAGAGUCAUGUUAGACCACCCUGAUCCAAGAGUUGAGGAAGAUGAGUUUCUUAGUAACGACUCAUCGGAGGAUGACAGUGAUUGGAAUAGUGACAACACUGCAGAUUCAAGCGGAGAGGAUGGUCAUAGUGAUCAUGAAAACUUACUCUAA
Messenger RNA from Juglans regia (Persian walnut), 3039 nucleotides. RefSeq lists its product as uncharacterized. NCBI's taxonomy places the organism in Eukaryota, Viridiplantae, Streptophyta, Magnoliopsida, Fagales, Juglandaceae. The record is from RefSeq and is a predicted model, not a curated record. The transcript has 3 exons. The coding region runs from base 1 to 3039 and encodes 1012 amino acids.